UGAUAAAGACUUUGGGACUGGUGUGCUGAAGAUAAGUCCUGGACAUGAUCAUAAUGAUUAUCUUCUGGCUAGAAAACUUGGUCUUCCCAUUCUUAAUGUUAUGAACAAGGACGGGACACUAAAUGAGGUUGCGGGACUGUACUGUGGCCUUGAUCGGUUUGAGGCACGGAAGAAACUGUGGAAUGAUCUUGAGGAGACCGACUUAGCUGUGAAAAAGGAACCCCACACCUUACGAGUGCCAAGAUCUCAGCGUGGAGGAGAGUAAUUCUUUCUCAUAUUUUUCCCAUGUUUGGUUCUCUUAUUAGAUAAUAGAGCCACUAGUAAGCAAGCAGUGGUUUGUAACGAUGGAGCCCUUAGCUGAAAAGGCUCUUCAUGCAGUUGAAAAGGGAGAAUUGACCAUUAUUCCUGAAAGAUUUGAGAAGAUUUAUAAUCAUUGGUUGACAAAUAUCAAGGAUUGGUGCAUAAGCAGACAGCUAUGGUGGGGACAUCGCAUACCUGUUUGGUAAAUUGUUGGAAAAGAUUGUGAAGAGGAAUAUAUAGUUGCUAGGAAUGCUGAGGAAGCUCUUAUGAAGGCUCAUGAUAAAUACGGAAAAGAUGUAGAAAUUUAUCAGGAUCCUGAUGUUCUUGACACUUGGUUCUCAAGUGCUUUAUGGCCUUUCAGUACUUUUGGGUGGCCAGAUGAGUCGGCAGAGGAUUUUAAAAGGUUUUAUCCGACAAAAAUGCUUGAAACUGGGCAUGAUAUAUUGUUCUUCAGGGUUGCAAGAAUGAUCAUGAUGGGAUUUGAAUUCACAGGAACUGUUCCAUUUUCAUAUGUUUAUCACCAUGGUCUAAUCCGUGAUUCCCAAGGGUGUAAAAUGUCUAAAACUCUUGGCAAUGUUAUUGAUCCACUUGAUACUAUCAAGGAGUUUGGCACUGAUGCAUUGCGAUUCACUCUCGCAUUAGGAACGGCUGGUCAGGAUCUAAAUUUAUCUACUGAAAGGCUAACAGAAAACAAGGCCUUCACGAAUAAAUUAUGGAAUGCUGGCAAGUUUGUGCUGUACAGUCUGCCUAAUCGGGAUAAUGUUUCUGGUUGGCAGAACAUACAGGAUUGUAAGUUUAACACGGAGGAUUAUCUUCUAAGGCUUCCUCUUCCAGAAUGUUGGGUGGUCUCAAAACUGCAUAUGCUUAUUGAUGAUGUCACAUAGAGUUAUAACAAAUUUUUCUUUGGGGAUUUUGGGAGAGAAAUAUAUGAUUUCUUUUGGGGUGAUUUUGCCGACUGGUAUAUUGAAGCCAGUAAAGCUCGCCUUUACCACUCUGGAGAUGAUUCAGUUGCUUUAGUAGCACAGGCUGUUCUACUCUACGUUUUUGAGAAUAUACUGAAAUUAUUACAUCCAUUCAUGCCAUUCUUAACUGAGGAAUUGUGGCAGGUGUGGGCUUCAUUGUGUUUUACUAUGUUUUUGUUAAUACUU
Hibiscus syriacus is the source of this 1448-nucleotide messenger RNA. Its product is annotated as valine--tRNA ligase, chloroplastic/mitochondrial 2-like. Gene Ontology annotation, molecular function: valine-tRNA ligase activity; ATP binding. Bases 567 to 1184 code for a protein of 205 amino acids. NCBI's taxonomy places the organism in Eukaryota, Viridiplantae, Streptophyta, Magnoliopsida, Malvales, Malvaceae. The transcript has 11 exons. Gene Ontology annotation, cellular component: cytosol. Gene Ontology annotation, biological process: valyl-tRNA aminoacylation. The record is from RefSeq and is a predicted model, not a curated record.